CGCUUGAUGUUGGUUAAGGUACCAUUUCGUUGUCGGCGACAUGGUGGAGGUUCCAUGUCGGGGGCUACGGCGGCCGAAAUGACGUGCAUACGAGUCACCGCAGCCUCACUGGUGCUGUGCUGAUCGCCAACGGCGAGGCAUUUCGACGUCGUCUUAAUUCUGGCGGAAACCCGAUAGUCCAACCACCUGUACACGAUGUGAGCCAGCGACUAGUUGCGGUGGCUUUCUCCUUCCCACGUGGCCAAAGCGGCUAACCUUUCCGACUAUCGAUUACGAUCUCGGAAAGCUAAUCACGUCAACCCACGUCGAUGUUCUCCCGCCUCCGCCUUCACAGACCCCACAUAAUAAACAAACACAUCUUUCGUCUUUUCUACAACACCUCAAAAGCCAAUAUGCACAUCCUCAUCACAAAUGACGAUGGUCCGCCCUCAGACCAGUCCUCGCCCUACGUGCAUUCACUAGUCUCGACCCUCCAAUCGCAUGGCCACACCGUCUCCGUCGUUCUCCCACAUACACAGCGUUCUUGGAUCGGCAAAGCACAUCUCGUCGGCCACUCGAUCAAACCCACAUACUUCAGACCACUACCUCUGCGCAGCGAAAAUGGCCGCCUUCUGAACGAUGGUACGACACACACGCGCCCCCUUCCCGACGCCUCUACAGAGGAAGAGUGGAUCCUCGUCGACAGCACGCCCGCAUCCUGCGUCCAGAUCGGCCUGUUCCACUACUUCAAGAGCAGAGGUCCAAUAGACCUCGUCGUAUCGGGGCCCAACUAUGGACGCAACAGCACAGCUGUAUUCAGCUUGUCCAGCGGAACCAUUGGCGGCGCCAUGGAAGCAGCCGUCUGUGGAUACAAGUCGAUUGCGCUGUCCUAUGCCUUCUUCGACCGCAACCACGACGCCGCCAUAAUAUCGGGAGCGUCCGAGCUCUCCGCCCGCCUUAUACAGCAUCUUUUCGAUAACUGGAACCCCGACACACACCUCUACAGCGUCAAUGUGCCACUGGUCGAGAACGUGGGCGAAAAGAAAAUACUGUACACCAACAUGCUGCAAAAUGCGUGGAAGUCGGGCUCGUGCUUCCAGCCCAUCGAAGUGCCCUCUGAAAGCGAUGAGUCGGCCUCGGACAUCGAGGCGCAGAUACGAAAACAGGAGGAGAAGCUGGGCCGGAAGGAGUUGCUGGGUGGCGAUUCGGGAGGCGACAGUGGCAGGGAGACGCCCGUUGGGGGGCACAUACGAUAUACGCAUAAGCACUUCAAGUGGGCGCCGCGAUUCAAAGAUGUGUAUGAGAGCGUGGAGCAGAGCGCGCCGGGGAACGAUGGGUGGGCGGUUGCGCAGGGGUACACAAGUGUCACGCCGUUGAGGGCAAACUUCAUGCAUACGCCAGGGGACUUCACUGGGGAGAUUGCUCUGGACAACGUUGGGAAGGGAAAUGUACCCGCAGAAGUUUCGGCGGAAAACAAAAAGGCCUAGAUAAAAGCUUUGGGGCAUAGACGACAUACGACGCUUAUGAUAGAGCAUUCACGAACAACUGUACAGUUUUUUCUUGCUCCCAAGCGUUCUCCUGAAAACACAACCAUUCCAUGAAUUCAGCAGA
Paraphaeosphaeria sporulosa is the source of this 1590-nucleotide messenger RNA. RefSeq names its product sure-like protein. NCBI's taxonomy places the organism in Eukaryota, Fungi, Ascomycota, Dothideomycetes, Pleosporales, Didymosphaeriaceae. The record is from RefSeq and is a predicted model, not a curated record. The coding region runs from base 393 to 1466 and encodes 357 amino acids. Gene Ontology annotation, cellular component: P-body. Gene Ontology annotation, molecular function: hydrolase activity. The transcript is spliced from 3 exons.